Capsicum annuum is the source of this 1078-nucleotide messenger RNA. Its product is annotated as pentatricopeptide repeat-containing protein At1g77405. The record is from RefSeq and is a predicted model, not a curated record. Lineage: Eukaryota; Viridiplantae; Streptophyta; Magnoliopsida; Solanales; Solanaceae. Gene Ontology annotation, molecular function: protein binding.
ACAUAAAUUACACACCGGCAAUGAUAGUAUGAAACUUGAACUCGAUAUAAAGUAGAUUACUUUCACUCUGUAAUAUUCAAAAUCUAUGUUUCUUUCCCACAUACAUUCAGAAGUCUGUUAAACUCUUUCUGAAUGAAUUCGUAUUCAAUUAUAUCCAAUUUUAACAAUUCUAAGCUCUUAAGCGGUUUUCUUACAGCUCCAUUUCAUGUUCUCAUCACGAUCACUUUCUUCUCCUUUCACCCAGAACCUCCUUAUAGAUCAAGUAAUGGCUGCUAUUAUUCGUAAUCGACCGUUUGAGACAAAUGUUGUAGUCUCCAUUCCCCAACCCGUUUGGACUGUAGAAGCAGUUUCUCAAGUCUUAAGAUCAAUCCCCAGAUUCCUCUUCCAAUCCCCAAGAUCCAUGGGCCGUCAAAAGGGGUUCCGCCACCGUACCCCAUUAAAGCAAAGAAAUAUAAAAGAGGAAUUCCAUAAGGCUCGAAGGGGAGUACUCGUUCUUGGCCCAGCUGCUCAUAGAGAUCCCCGAAAUGUACAGCUGGGAUUGGAGAAAGCAUUGGAGUUUUUCCAUUGGGUUGAGAACCACUGUGGGUUCACUCACAGUGAGCUCACUUGCAGGGAAAUGUCUCUUGUUCUGGCCAAAGGAUCUAGUAAACCGAAGCUGCUUUGGGAAUUUCUCAAAAGAAUGUCGAGAAGAGGGCUUCUGACGACACCCACCAUUACGUGUUUGAUAAAAGUUCUAGGAGAAGAAGGAUUGGUAAAUGAAGCAUUGGCUACGUUCUACAGAAUGAAACAAUUUCACUUACAGCCCGAUGUAUAUGCCUACAACACUCUCAUAUUUGCACUUUGUAGAGUUGGGAAUUUCAAAAAAGCCAAGUUCUUGAUGGAGCAAAUGGAGUUGCCUGGUUUUAGGUGCUCGCCGGAUGUCUUUACGUACACAAUCUUGAUCAGCUCUUAUUGUAGGUACAGUAUGGAAACUGGAUGCAGAAAAGCUAUUAGAAGGAGAAUUUGGGAGGCGAAUCACUUGUUUCGCCUUAUGCUAUUUAAAGGAUUUGUUCCUGAUGUUGUAACUUACAAUUGUUUG